This is a messenger RNA of Anopheles coustani, 5010 nucleotides long. Its product is annotated as zinc finger protein 1-like. Lineage: Eukaryota; Metazoa; Arthropoda; Insecta; Diptera; Culicidae. The transcript has 7 exons. Gene Ontology annotation, biological process: regulation of transcription by RNA polymerase II; anatomical structure development. The record is from RefSeq and is a predicted model, not a curated record. The coding region runs from base 805 to 5010 and encodes 1401 amino acids. Gene Ontology annotation, molecular function: DNA-binding transcription factor activity, RNA polymerase II-specific; RNA polymerase II cis-regulatory region sequence-specific DNA binding.
CAAGGAACAACAACGACGACGACGACGACGACGACGCCGAUUUUACUUCGACGGCACUGCAGGCCCUAUCGAUUACAGCAACCUCCCCCCCCCCCUCCCCCGCGCCGGGCAUUACAUUCCGUGAUGUUUCGCACGGCACGGGCGUGCAGAAGCGGUGCACCAUCGGUGACGUUCCCUCGUGCGGCCGUGCGGCCUCUGCUGGCCGGUCCGGCAUGUGCCUAGCGUGCGCGCGUGUGUGGGUGUGUGUGUGCCCGCGCGACCUUGCUCCACCAGUGCGUCCGUGAGCGCGCGUGUGUGUGUGUACGUGUGUGUGUGUGUGUGCAUUCCGUGCGUGCGUGCCCGGGUCCGGGCGAGUCGAAGGAGAGGAGUGUGUGUCCAACCCGUCCGCCGUUCAGCAGCAGCCGUUCUUCUAUCAAAAAGCUAAUCGCAGCAAGUUACAAAACCCCGCAAGAAUAAGAUAAACCGCACAAUCAAACGAAGACAACACAAAAGAAAAGGAAGGGAAAGGAAAGGAAGAGAAAAGAAGAAGAAAAAGAGCCGCUUGCAGCAACAGCAGCAGCACGGUGUCGUCAAAACACGUCCAUACUGUCGCCGUCCGAUGCCGAGUCGCGGUGCGGAAAAGCGGAUGAAAGAAGUGCAUUCAGUGCUAAGAAGUGCAGCGAAAUACAAGUAGACACGAAGCGUCGGGGGAAAGAGUGUGCAGGAAGUGCGUGCAGCAGUGUGUGCGCGCGACGAGGCGAAGAAGCACGCCAGAACGCCGAGCCAGAAGGAAUAAACAAGCCUUGUCGGAGAAAAUCGCAAUCAAUGGUGUCUUGCAGCGUCGGUGUGUCGACGUACUAUAAAGCGGAAGGAAGAAUAAUGCCCUCAUCGACGAAGUUUUCCCUCCAAUUUCCUUCCCUGCCAUCCGGUUUGCCGAAUGACAGCGACAACGAGGCGCUAGCGGCCGCGGAUUGCUGCGUCCAGUGCCCACAGUGCCACCAGACGGUCCAGGGAAUCGAGGCGCUCAAGCAGCACAUCCAGGUGAACCACAGCGGCAGUUCGGCGGAGGGGGACAACAGCGGCAGCCUUGGUCUGCGGUUGAAGGCCCCGGCAGCAGAAGCGAGCGAGCCGGACGACGACAACGACGACUACGACGACGACGACGACGAUGACGGCGCUGAGGAGCCCGCCAAACGGCGGACGGAUCCGGAUGCCAGCGGCCACGCUCCGUCGCCCUCGGUAGUGUCCGGCCUGGAACCAUUCCCAGUGGGCAACAACCGGGCGAGCGGCGAUCUCAUCGGCAGUCGCCUGCAGGCCAAGUGCGUCAGCCUUCUGCAGCAGCAGGAGCACAAGGACCGGCAACGGAAGCAGCACGAGCAGGCCGCGGACGGCGAGGACGAGGAGGACAUCGAGGUCGAGCACCGAAGCACGCCGCUGGACUUCCUCAUGGCCUCCGUACAGUCGCAGGCGACUGCGCUGCACCAACAGGAGGAGCCACCGUAUAGACGCAGCGCGCUCGUCGUCAGCCCGGCCCAAAGUGGCAACAGCAACGCGAGCAGCGCCGGAAGUCUUGCCGCAGGCGGCUCCCCACAGGACGCCGAUGGCCACGGCCCGAUGUACCACUGUUCGCAGUGUCAGGCCACGUUCACCAACCGGGAUCAGUACGAGAGGCAUGAGCAACUUCACACACCCUCGGCGCUCGUGAACUGCAAGGUGUGCAACAAAACGUUCGCCAACGUGUACCGUCUCCAGCGCCACAUGAUCUCGCACGACGAGUCGACGCUGCUACGCAAGUUCAAAUGCAACGACUGUGAUAAAGCAUUUAAAUUUAAACACCACCUUAAGGAGCACGUGCGCAUCCACUCGGGCGAGAAGCCGUUCGCGUGCAACAACUGCGGCAAGCGCUUUUCCCAUUCCGGUUCCUACUCGAGCCACAUGACCUCGAAGAAGUGCAUCAACACGGGCAUCAAGCUGCACCACAACCCGCUCAACAACAACAACAACAACAAUAACAACAGCAGCAGCCAUAACAACAACAAUAACAACAACGGCAGCAGCAACGGGCUGAACUCCAGCCACACGCUGCUGCAGCUCCGCAACAACAACAACAAUAACCACAACGGUGGGCUAGGGCUGCACGCCAACGGCAAGCAGUCGUCGUCGGCGGCUCGGAUCGCUUCCUCGCUGCAGGCCGACAUGGACUGGAUGGGGGCGGUGGGGUCCGGCAAGGGUGUACUGGCCAUGUCGCCAUCGCCCACGUCGUCCUGCUCGUCGGCAACGAAGCACGAGCUGGACAUCAGUGCCGUCGCGCACGCAGCCGCCGCCGUCGCUGUAGCGGCGAGUGGGGCCGGCAGCGGCCUGCAGCCGGGUGAUGCGUUGCUGCCCAUCAUCGGCAAGUACCCGCCGAACUACACGGCGAUGAACUUCCUGGCGGCCACCAUGAGCCCGUUCUACUCGAUGCUGAACAACCCGCUGCACCUACGCCUGCUGGAGCUGUCGGCGGCUGCACAACAGCAGCAGCAACAGCAGCAGCAGCAACAGCAGCAGCAGCAGCAGCAGCAACACCAUCAAGCGGAAGCGGGUGUCAGUGACGGGACGGAGAUAUUCAUGCCGCACCGGCAAUCGUUUGGGCGAAGCGACGAGGACGAGAGCGAUGAGCACUCGUCGACUCGCCGUCGUUCCAACUCGAUCGAGCGGCAGAUGGACGCGCUGUCUGCAUCCGGCUCGAAUGUCGACGUUGGCGAAACCGCUCGCCACAGCCCCGUGGCAUCCAGUUCCGAUUCGAGCGACCGGAUGGAGGUUGACGACGAGGCGGCUAACGAAGGCGGCUCUUUUCGCGGCAGCGGCGAUGAUAAAAUGGUGGCGGCUCAGACCGAACGGGACGAUGAACAAGGCUUCCAACACGAUGGCACCAACAAGUGUGAAACGGUCGCCGACACAAGCGACGAAACACGCGACCACCCGCUGGCUCUAGAGCCGCCGAAGGAUGCUGGUGAGUUGGCGGGCAACGUUGUCUCGCCACUGGGGGCAACGGUACCACUCCUGCCACUCCCGAGCAAGCGCGAACCGAUCGACGACGAAAUGAAUGGCAAGGCGUCGGUACAAUCGGAACAACCGGAUCAGCCGCCGCAGCAAGGAGGUGGGGCGAGCGAGCCGGUGACGAUAAAAGGCGAGCCCGAGGACGACAGGGAAGACAACGCCGAUGGAGAGAUGGAGCUCGAGCCGUUGGCUCGCGGCUCGCCAGGUUCUAGUACACCGGUUGGUUCACCGUCCCUUUCCUCCUCGGCGUCGGCUACGUCACUCUCGUUAGCCUCCUCGCUGGUGGCGGCCGCCCAACCGCACUGUCUCUACUGCAACGAGCACUUCGCCAACCAGGCGGAGCUGCUCCAACACACACAGAUCUUGUGCAAGCGGUCGCUUCUGCACAAUCAGUUCGUGGCGGCUGCCGCGGCGGCUGCCAGCAGUCCCCAGUCUGCGCUGCCGCAGACCGCAGGCGGCAAUACCACAGCCAGCAGCAGCAACAGUAGCAGUAGCGGCAGCGAAGACGACACCGACUACGAGACCAAGGGUGGCGGCUUGAACGGUCCCGGCGGCGGCUGCGGCAUCUUCAACGGCCCGCACGGUCCAGCUGGGCUGGGUAUGGGCCCCGGUGGCAUGGGAGCAGCUGGUGGAACCGGCAGUGGCGGGAAGGUACGUGUGCGGACGGCCAUUUCUGAGGAGCAGCAGAACGAGCUCAAGAAGUACUAUGCGCGUAACAGCAAGCCGAGCCGCGAUGAGUUUCAGUCGAUCGCACAGCACGUCAAGAUGGAGGCGAGAGUGGUGCAGGUAUGGUUUCAGAACAACAGAUCGCGCGAGCGCAAGAUGGGCUCCCUUGGUGGAGGCGGCCGCCAGUACCCGAAUGGUGGUGGUAGCGGCGGCGGUGGCAGCUCAGGUGCACCAGCCUCGCCGCUGCACGCUGAUCGGGCACCGUCGGUGGUGGCCGGCCAGGAAACGGCAGCCGACCAGCCGCUCGACCUGUCCGUGAAAAAGGAGCUGUUCAUGACGGCGGCUGAGGUGACCGCAGCGGCGGCUGAAGCACUGUUGACGGCUGCUGGCAAUACGAGCGCCAAUGCAACGGGCGGUUCGCUGCCUGCCGGGCUGCUGCAGGUGGCAGCCGGCCAAGCUGACACCAUGUCCGCGCUCAACGAGGCCAUCAACCUCACCAUCCGUACACCCUGCUCUCCCAACGCCUUCUACUACAACGACAUCCAUCCUAUCCACGGCGUACCGGCGACGCAGGGGCACGCCGGUCACGGCGGCCAUCCUCUGCAAGACGGAUUCGGCGGCGGUAGCGUUGGUACUCGCGAUACUCCCUCACCUCAAGAGGCACGUGGUCAAUAUCACCACUACCAUCCCCAGCCGCACACGCUCGUCCAGUACGGCCAGGGCCCUUACUCGGGCAUGCUGCACUCGCACCAUCCGGUCGGCCUGGAGCAUCUCUUCCGACGCCAAAUCUCACCCGAGCUCUCUGGUGUUGCCAGUGGUGGUGCCAGCUUGGCCAGUCUCAGUCCAGGAACCCGCGAACUGGUGCAGGAUGCGGCCGGCACCGGUCCCUACGACGGUAAAUACUACAAUCCGUUCGACAAACAGCUCCUCCAGUCGAUGCUGAACGUCCCGAAGCGAAUGGGGGGACCGUACGGUGCAGGCGGCAUAGGAAGCGGCGCCUCCAUCGGGAAGGACGCCAACACUCAGCAGCAACCGCCGGACGCAGAGGGCCAGUACGUCUGUGAUCAGUGCGACAAGACGUUCAGCAAGCACAGUUCUCUACAGCGGCACAAGUAUGAACAUUCAGGACAACGACCCUACAAAUGCAUGGACUGUCCGAAGGCGUUCAAGCACAAGCACCACCUGACCGAGCACAAGCGACUACACAGUGGCGAAAAGCCGUUCCAGUGCUGCAAGUGUCUGAAGCGCUUCUCGCACUCUGGCUCCUACAGUCAGCACAUGAACCAUCGCUACUCGUACUGCAAGCCAUACAGGGAGGGCAAAUAA